UAGUAGAGGAACAAGAAGAAGAAACAGGAAGUCGAAAAGAAACCAGAAGGGGAAACAGCGCAGGGAUUAUUAAUAUGAAGCAGAAGUAGACAAUCAGAGCGUCGGUGUGUGAGUUCCCACCCGAUAAUCUUUUCCGGGAGGUGAAGACAAUGCCACUCGCAACCCAAUGUAACUUUCAUGGAAGUUCAGAAGUCGUGAUUCGGGGGAGGAAAAACAGGGAAGCUCUAAAACACAAAAAAAGGGGCAAGCUCAAAUUAUGAGCAAACAAGAAUGUAAAUUUACAUGAACGUCUUCAUUAUCAUGGAGUGAUUAUCCUACAUCAAAUUUGAAACUAAAAACAAAAGGCUGCUGAAGCAUCGCAUCGAAAAAAGAAAAACAAAUCAGGGAAUAACAUUCAAACAGGGGAAUGGCAAUUGCUGAGAUACUGAGAAUAGUUGUGGAUCCAGCCAACCGUCUUAUUAAAAAUAUUGCGGUAAAAUUGUUUAACUCCGUCUGCGGGAAGUGCACUUUUAAAGAAGUUGAAGAGGAAGCUGUUGCAGUAAAAGGUCGCAAUGAAGCAAAAAAUGUGCACAAUGCAGAGCGAAAACAGAGGAAAAAGGCAAGGAGAGAAGAAGAUAUACAAUCUUGGGAUGACGCUGGCUAUAUUACCGUCGAAAUAGCUAAAGACUAUAUGGGGGCACAGUCUCGUCUCCAUUUUAUAAAGAACCCAUCUAAAAAGCUUAAUGGCGUCCGCCAUCAAAGGGCUCGAAACAGAGUUCAACCUCUGAAGUAUACCCCAUAUGUCAGAAAUUCUCGUGAGCAGGCUCGUUAUCCUAUGCACAUUGGCGAUGGGACUUCACUAAGCACCACACAAUCGCAGUGGACACCAAUAGAGUCUCCAAUUACAGGUGGACGACAGAUGUUAAAAAAGAGGAGUAGCUCAGAUGGUCUGCCAUUAGGAAAUCUAAUGAGGAGCGCCCUUCAAAAGACCAGCUCUUACACCCCAUUGAGUAAUUUUAGUCGAUUCUAUUCAACCAGUUAACAAUUAAACUAUAUCGAUUUAAUCAAAUAAUUUUUUACGAUUACAUGCAAUUAAAUCUAGGCGAACCACACUAGCUGCAGUUAUCAAGAUCAAGAAACCAAUGGAAACGGAGAGGCAGAAUGUUUCGUCGGCAUUUGAAUUCCAUGUGCCGCAACAAUCCAAAGAAACAGCUCGUAAAAUUUUAGAGCAUUUGGAGCGGGUAGAAUCAUUUUCUCAAGAAAAGUCUGUGAAAGCACAACUAGCAAUUGCAAGAACCGAGUCACCCACUCGGUUAAACUUGAAUGAUGAUAACCUUCAGCUUUCAUCAGGAUCUUCAGAACCUUUGGCUUCGACAUUUAAAUCUGCAUCUGCUCCAGGAUUUUCAGGCAUGUAACUUCAAUCUUCAUCUAUCUCUCAUUCUAUGGGAUAUUUU
Molecule: messenger RNA, 1433 nt
Organism: Cryptomeria japonica (Japanese cedar)
Lineage: Eukaryota; Viridiplantae; Streptophyta; Pinopsida; Cupressales; Cupressaceae
Exons: 3
Coding region: 407-1021 (204 amino acids)
Source: RefSeq, a predicted model, not a curated record